AUGAAAGGUAGUAUCAUAGAAGAAGAGUUUAUCAUCCCAAAAUAUCCCCUGCUGCCGGUGCCACUCAUCAAAUAUGAAACCAUACACAAUCUGGACUGCAGCAAAGAUCUGAGUGUCAGUCUGCCAAUCGCUAUAGAAGCCGUGAAGGAUGCUGCAGGUGGCGAUGCUCCCAAGGCGCCAACGGCUGGCGCUCGAAUGUUUCAGAGCAUUGGUUCGAAAGAGGCAUUCUCGGAGGAGCCCGAGGAGAUCAAAUACAAAUGGAACUCGCCGCGUCUGAUGAUACUCUGUGCGGAUGGGGACAUCAAUUGUGCCAUGCACUAUCUGUUGGAGUCCUUACACGAUCCCUUUGCUGCCAAUGCGGUGGCCACGCUGCUGCUGCAGGAGUCCAUGCUGGAGGAGUUUGUGAAUCGACUGGAGGAUCGCUUGGAGGAGCUGCGCCCCGAGAUAGCCAAUCAUCCGGUUUAUCUGACAACUCUGACCAGAAUCGAAGAGUUGAAGGCCAGAACGAUUGUGUCCUCCUUGGAGAAGGUGCCACGGCACGCCUCGCCCACGAUUGUCUUCGAUCUCAGUCACAGUUACCUGGGGAAUGGACCCACUGGGGUCAUAACCCUGCACACCUUUCGCACCUUCAAGGAAGCCCUCCAGCUGCAGGCGCGCGAGUCGGUGGACUUCACUUCGGUGAGCAUCUGGAAUGAGAAACUGAGCGCCGCUUACGAGCUGGUAGCACGCCUCAAUUUCGAUAUAUUUUUGCUGAACUGCUUCUACGUGAAUCUGGACCCCAUUGGGCUGGCAUUUGUGAGCAAUCUCAACUCUGCGAAAGUCACCCAGGACUACCACUACGAAACGCUGACUUUCAAGAAGAAGCGCAAGGUGAUUGUUCAUCCGGCGACCACCAUCUGGGGCCAGAAGGCCAAGGAGUUGCAGCCACCACAGCCGCGAUCUCUCAAUGCGAUGGUGAUGUAGAGCCCCUCAUCCAGCCUGCCCCCUCUGGGGGUCACUCAACUCUGGAAAGUUUCGGCAACAAAUGCUCCACCCAAAAAUAUCGGACUAAUUGAGUUUACAGCUGCUUGGGCAGCAGCUCCAUUAGCAAUUUGAUUGCCCAGAAAUAAGUUUCUAAGGAAAUUCAACAGGCGGCUCGCUCGUUCUUUUGGAAGAAUAAUCAAUGGAAAAUUGUCGGUGUGCUGUGAGUGUGUGUGUGUGUGUCUUUUAGAUGUCCCUCUUUGGUGUUGUUAAAAUUAAAAAUUCCU
This is a messenger RNA of Drosophila persimilis, 1247 nucleotides long. RefSeq lists its product as uncharacterized. The transcript has a single exon. The coding region runs from base 1 to 963 and encodes 320 amino acids. Gene Ontology annotation, molecular function: oxidoreductase activity, acting on the aldehyde or oxo group of donors, NAD or NADP as acceptor. NCBI's taxonomy places the organism in Eukaryota, Metazoa, Arthropoda, Insecta, Diptera, Drosophilidae. The record is from RefSeq and is a predicted model, not a curated record.